Molecule: messenger RNA, 814 nt
Organism: Fundulus heteroclitus (mummichog)
Lineage: Eukaryota; Metazoa; Chordata; Actinopteri; Cyprinodontiformes; Fundulidae
Product: translin-associated factor X
Cellular component (GO): nucleus; cytoplasm
Molecular function (GO): sequence-specific DNA binding; RNA endonuclease activity; RNA binding
Source: RefSeq, a predicted model, not a curated record
UUUCUCUGAUACGCGUGUAAACGGCGCAGAAGACCCGAGAUUACCGCAUGAAUGCCUGUUUUCAAGAGAGAAAUAGCCCACAACUGUUUGGCUUUCAUGAGUGGCAAGAGUUUAUUUUGUUUGUCUACCGACCCGGGAGAUGUUAGGGAAUGAGAGGGGAGAGUUUUGUCCUUUAGUCCCAGAAAAACCCGACGCGUGAAAUAAAGAUAUAAGCUAUCUGUUGCAUUUUGUCUGCAGCGCCGAGAGAGAAAGCUAACCAGUUAGCAUCACAGUAGACUGUCUAGUGGAGAACCGACUUUAUAUUUGAGUAGAAAACAUAAACUGUUCCGCUAAAGGGAUGAAUAAGCGAGAAGGUGAGGGAUGGUCUCGGAGAAAUGCUGAAGCUGCACAGGAGCGGGACGUGCACGCCAACUCGGCCUCGCCGGUCAUCGCUGCCUUUAAAGUUUUCCAGCAGGAGCUCGACACCAGGCACGACAAGCACGAGCGUCUCGUUAAGAUCAGCCGAGACGUCACCAUUGAAAGCAAGAGGGCCAUUUUUCUUUUGCACAGAGUGACCAGCGUCCCCGAUGCAGAGCGCCCCCCGAUUCUGAACGAGGCCGAGGGCAAACUGGAGGGAGUCAGACAGAAGAUUGGCCAAAUUGCAGAGGAGCUGAGAGGAGAGGAUAUUUUUCAGUUUCACAGAGCCUUCACUGCAGGAAUCCAGGAGUACGUGGAGGCCGUCUCCUUCCUGCACUACAUCCGUCACCGCGCCAUCAUCAGCCUGGAGGAGAUCAACGCCAGGCUCGUCAUGAAAGCGGAGAACCCGGAUCCGAAG